ACGUUAAAAAUGUAUUUUUGACUUGAAUCUCCAUAAAAUUCUUUCGGUCUCUUCCAAAUUUUUAUUUUUAUUAAAAAUCAUCACAUCUAUUAGUCUCAAUAUUUAAUAAGUGUUAUUUUUCGAUAUGAUAAAAAAUUUUCAUGAAAAUUAAGUAACAUGGCUGACUCUGGUGAAGUUGUCACUAUUUUUGUUGGACAAUCAGGUGUUCAAGUUGGGAACGCUUGCUGGGAAUUGUUCUGUCUCGAACAUGGCAUCACACCCGAUGGAAUGAUGCUAGAAGGUUACCAAUCCAACGACAUAACAUAUCACGCGUUCUUCGCACCCUCCCAAACUGGAAAAAUGUCUCCUCGUACCGUCAUGGUCGACUUAGAACCCACAGUAGUCGACGAAGUUCGUACAGGUGCUUACAAAAGAUUAUUCGAUCCGACGACAUUGAUGAGUGGCAAAGAAGAUGCUGCAAAUAAUUUUGCCAGAGGAUUUUACAGCGUAGGGGCAGAAAUGAUGGAUUUAGUUCUCGAUCGAAUCCGUCGUGUGUGCGAAGCGUGCUCAAAAUUAUCCGGAUUUAUUGUGUUCAGAUCCUUCGGCGGUGGUACCGGAAGUGGCUUCACAACUCUGAUGCUCGAACGAUUGACUGCGGACUACGGCAAAAAAUCGAAAUUAGAUUUCGCCGUUUAUCCGGCUCCUCAUAUUUCCACCUCGGUCGUCGAACCUUACAAUUCCGUUUUGACUACCCACGGAACCCUCGAUUUCGAGGAUUGUUGUUUUAUUGUUGACAACGAGGCGCUCUACGAUACUUGCACGAGGAAUUUGGGAGUGGAGAGCCCAACAUACACCAAUUUGAACCGACUACAAGCCCAAGUAAUCUCGAAUAUCACAGCCUCGUUACGUUUCGAGGGAGCUGUCAAUGUCAGUCUUGAAGAAUUUCAGACGAACCUCGUCCCAUACCCUAGAAUUCAUUUUCCUCUUGUCACUUACGCGCCUGUAAUCUCCGCUGAGAAUGCAAUGAGCUCGCAACUCUCAGUGGCUCAGAUUACGAACGAAUGUUUCGAACCCGCAAAUCAGAUGGUCAAAUGCGAUCCACGCAAAGGCGCGUAUAUGAGUUGCUGCUUGUUAUAUCGCGGUGAUGUAAAUCCCACCGAAGUAAAUAACGCCAUAACAGCAUUGAAAGGCAAACCUUCCAUACGAUUCGUUGAUUGGAGUCCGACCGGUUUCAAGAUUGGCAUAAACUAUCAACCACCAACUACGGUACCGGGGGGUGACCUUGCCAAGGUUAAUCGUUCGGUGGUGAUGCUGAGCAAUAACACAGCGAUAAGAAGCGCGUGGACGAGGCUCGGAAGGAAUUACGAUCUCAUGUUCAAGAAACGAGCUUUUAUGCAUCACUAUAUAGGCGAGGGAAUGGAAGAAGCAGUUUUUAAGGAGGCGCGAGACGACGUGGCGGCUCUCGUGGAAGAUUAUAAAGAGGUUGAGCAUUGAUCCCGCGGCAAUGAGCGCACUGGCAUUCCGAGUGGAAAAAAAUCAAAUAAAUAAAUGAAUCUCCGCAUUGCCGGAAGAAAGCUCAUUAGAAUAUUAACCGAUCUCGACCUCUCGCCUUAUCACAAGUUCAUUCGUGCGUCAUCCGAGGCCCCGUUAUAUCAUCAAUGAGUUUAAAGUCCUUCCUCUUGAAUUCUUUCGUAAUUGAAAAUUCGCUCACAUGAGUUCACACAAACGAAGAUGGAAAUGUACGUCAAAAUCUGGGAAUCAAUAAAUAAUAAUGACUAAUUUCUCACUCGGAAUUUCACAGCACAAAUGUUUUGUAAACAUUCUUUUCGAUUAAUACUCGUGACGAUAGCGAUUGGAGAGCUCGAAUUUCAAAUCGUUUGUGUCAAUUGUGCCUGCAGGACUGCAGUCAUUCAGCGGUGGAAAAUUUUAUUAUAAUUAUGCUACCCCAAUGCUGUUCUUUCGUAAUCGUUUUUCCCUCGAAUAUCAGCCAACUUAAAUUAUUCACAUUUUGUAAUCUCACCAACAAAAUCUCAGGCGAUUAGAAGACAAAUACUUGCAACAAAGGCCAAUUGAAAGAGAAAUAUCGAAAAAUAAUUGGCACCAAUUUUCAGAUUUUAACUGCAAUGGU
Venturia canescens is the source of this 2107-nucleotide messenger RNA. RefSeq names its product tubulin alpha chain-like. Gene Ontology annotation, biological process: microtubule cytoskeleton organization; mitotic cell cycle. The record is from RefSeq and is a predicted model, not a curated record. The transcript is spliced from 6 exons. Gene Ontology annotation, cellular component: cytoplasm; microtubule. Bases 157 to 1473 code for a protein of 438 amino acids. Gene Ontology annotation, molecular function: structural constituent of cytoskeleton; GTP binding. Lineage: Eukaryota; Metazoa; Arthropoda; Insecta; Hymenoptera; Ichneumonidae.